Messenger RNA from Ziziphus jujuba (common jujube), 1319 nucleotides. RefSeq lists its product as uncharacterized. Bases 464 to 1267 code for a protein of 267 amino acids. NCBI's taxonomy places the organism in Eukaryota, Viridiplantae, Streptophyta, Magnoliopsida, Rosales, Rhamnaceae. The record is from RefSeq and is a predicted model, not a curated record. The transcript has 9 exons.
GGGGGGGAAAAAAAAACUAUAAAAUACGAUAAGUGAAAAGCUCUAGCUUGUGCUUGUAAAAGAAAAAACUAUCACGGGAGGACUGUACUUGCGCCAUUAUUGUGCAAUAAUAGAAAUCAAUAAUUACAAAUGAGUUACAUGAAUGAUUGAUUCAUUGAGGAGGUAGGACUUUGGCACGCUAAAACAGAAGCUGGCAAGUGGCCAAGCCCAAGUGUUGGAUGUCUCGGAUAAGAUCUCAAAAAUGAUAUUUCUAAUUUCCUCCAUUGCUUAGGAUUAGGAUGUUCCAACAAUUAUCAGAACAUGCUUCCUAGCAAUGAGAACAUGGGGUAGGACAGUAAUUUGGUUGCAAAAGUAGAAUACGUUCUUGGGCUUUAAUAAUGGAUGUCAGUCUACAAGUCCAAGCCGUCAUUCAUAUUUCCUCUCAUCCCUCCACUUCAAAAAUUCUCCGGCGACCAUUCCAACAAUGCUCUGCAACCACCUCAGAACAAUCUCUCCGACAUUCUCGCCGGAACUGAGAGAACUCAACGAUGAGUCCGACUUCGAAAGCCUCCUCAAUCCCAACGGUCUUAUCUCUAUCUGUGGCUUCGGCUCCCUCCUCUCUGAGACAAGUGCUCGGAGUACAUUCCCGGAACUUAUCAAUUUCAGAGUUGGGAGACUGGUCGGUUUCCGGCGAGUGUUCUCGGUGGUGGGUCCUAUUUUCUUUGCUCGUGGCAUUGCCAAUACAAAAACCCAUUUUAAAACCUUUCAGGAGAUUUCAGGAGCAACGGUGGAGCCUUGUGAAGGUGAAAUCAUCAUAGUCAGUGUCUUUGAGAUAAGAAAAUCAGAGAUUCCGGCUUUUAUAGAAAGGGAACGCGAAUAUCGCUUCCUAGCUGUCAUGCCUGAGACACUUGAUGGGAAGCCUCUUACUAGUAGUACUUCUCCUGCAGUUCUUUGCGCUAGUUAUAGUGAUGAGGAGUUUUUCCAAAAUAGAUGCAAUGAAGGCAAGGAGAUCUAUUUUCAACAAUAUGGAGAAUAUGAGAUCCAUAAGAUUUGGAGAGAUGAUAUCUUACCUUGUCGUGUUUAUCUUCGUCACUGUUUGAUGGCAGCAAAAACCUUAGGCGAUGAAGCAUACGACAACUUUCUGGAUCACAGUUUCCUCGGAGACCGGAAAACUACCAUCCAAAACUACUUGGAAACAAGCGGUUUUGACAUCAUGGAAGAGGAGCCACCUGAGUCCCUUAAAGUCCGUUAUGGAGGUUGCUUUCAAUUAGGAACUAAAACCAUGUAAUAUGCUCCUAAAAGAGAGCUUUGUCAUUAAAAUACACAAAAAUAAAAAAAAA